UGUUCUUUAGGCUUAAACUUCGUGCUGCCGAGCCCUAUCAAGAAAUCGAUUGCUCGAGGGCAUUACCCUUCGCCGGCGGAAAGAAAAUGUGCGCAAAUGAAUUUCUUGGCCAUUUCGGGUGUGUCGAAAACGCUUUCUGAAGUAUCUUGAUCUGUCGUUGAAAAGAGUUGCUAUCCAACGAUGAAUUGCUCAGAGUAGAAGGAAGAAAUAAAAAUUUUCCCUUGCCAGUAAGUGGCACAAUUCUGCUCUUUUCUUCUCGCUCGCCGAUCGUUGUGAUAUAAACCGAAGUAUGAUGCUGGAAUGCUUGUUUGGUUCCAGCGUCCAAGCAUUGCACUUUAGAGAUUUCACAUGGAGCAAUUCUUAGGGCCUUUACUCCAUGUUGUCGCAAUUUUCAGCCCGUGUUUCUCAAGGAGGAAGAGAACUGUCAAACUUUGUCGGAUCUGCAAUGAAUGCGAUUUUGGGGCCACAGUCCGAUGAAUGUUAUGAGGCGGAAAGAGAAUUGACCAAAUAUGCUGAAGCGGCUAUGACAGCCAUCGCUGAUGAGAACCUGCAAGCACUGAGAAUCAUUAUACAGAAGCUGAGGAACGAUACCACUGCUGGAACAGAAGGGGCGGAAGCUUUGAAAGAGAUUGAGGAAUUGUUUCUACGUUUUAGUUCACAACAAAUUUCCAUCAUAAAACAAUCGUUGACCUUGUCUACUGAAGGACACAGACCAGAGUCUAAUACUGCAGAAUCUGAGAAGGCUUCAGAUCCUCAACAGGAACCGCAAUUGUCGGAGGCAGGAUCUGCCCAGGCUUCUGCCCAGGCUCCAGAUCCUCAAGAUGGUGUUACAGCUGGGAAAGAGCAGAAUGCACAUGAUAUCAAUGGCGAGUCGCAAGCCAAUUAUGCAAAAUUACUCCCUAGUGCUUCCUGGAGGAAAAGAAAUCGCAACUGGUCUGAUUCUUGGAAGAACGCGGUGAAAGGUGUUCUUCAGAAGCACCGUCGGGAAAGGAUCUGCGACGUAGGACUGAAGAAGACUCAAAAUUUAGCAGGCCCUCACAAGGUGGUGCCUAAAUCUGAAGCUACAAAAGAGCGUUUGCGUAAAAUCUUGAGCACUCAUUUCCUUCUUCGAGACUUGGAUGAUGCUCUGCGAGAUGAGAUUAUCGAUGCUUUCAGUGACCUCCGAGUCUCACCUGGUACUGAAGUUAUGAAAAGUGGAGAGUCAGCGGAUUACUUCUAUGUAAUUGAUGUUGGACAUGUCGACAUCUACGCCAAGAGGGGUAAUGAACCUCCAACAGUUGUCCGAUCGAAAGGAGCAGGUGAUACUUUCGGAGAACUGGCUCUCAUGUACGAUACAGUUCGGAAUGCUACAGUCAAGGCUACGUCCGAGACCUUGCUGUGGGCAGUGGAUCGUCCAACAUUCAAAUCGAUCAUUAGCCGACAUCUGAGCGGAUCUCAAACAGCACAAGUUCUUCGGGAAGCACCGGCAUUAAAGAAAAUGCCCACUCGAGAAAUCGUCAGGAUAAGCAGCCAGUGUACGAUUCAACAUAGCAUUCGAGGUCAGAUCAUCCUUGCUGCUGGUUCUCAACUGGAUAAGAUUUAUGUCAUCCAAGAGGGUCAAGUACGAGUGAGCCGGGCAGCGGGAGGGAAGACAGCUGGUGGCGGGGAUACCGUGGCCCUGAUGAACCGAUUAGAAGUUCUUGGUGAGGCCAUGCUCUUGAACGAAGAGACAUUGAACCCUUGGAACUUCGUUGCCUGCUCGGACCAUGUGGAGUUGAUUGUAAUGCCUAGAAGUCUUUUGGACAGUACUGCUUUGAAGACCAUACGGAAGGGAUUGCAAAUACAACUGAUCACUCUGGCCCUUCAACGUGUGCCAGCAUUUAUAGAGAUUGACCAGGAGCAGUUAUCAAACCUUGCGGACAGCUUCACGGAAUCAAACUAUGCGAAAGGACAAGAGAUCAUCAGGAGAGGAGAGUCUCUGGACUCUAAUUCAAGAUUGUACGUUGUACAACGAGGGAAUAUAACUUCCUACAAGAUGCCGGAAAAGCAACGUACUGGAUCAGUCUCAGAUGACUCAAAGGCUGGUUGGGGCCAAAGACUUGGUUCCUUUCUGAAGGGUUCCAGUGGAUCGUCACCAUUAGGCCAACUCAGCACGAGCCCAUCUACCCGCAGCAGUGAGGGCAAUUCGAUUGCCACACCGAAUGGAGGUGCUUCACGGGUUUCCAGUGCUGGUUCAAGUCCAAAGUCAAGUGUUUCGAAGGGGAGCAAGGGUACCGACAGCCCCAUAGUGGAGCGGCGCUUUUCUGGAGUGAUAGAAACUUGGAGCAUUUCUGUCUUUGGUGUUUUCGGGGAGGAAUGUCUACGAAGUGGUGUUAAAGAAGAAUCGGCGAGUUGCCAGACUACCUCAGUGGUUGACAGUUCAGGUGGAGCGAUAUGUUUAUCGGUGUCGCUAGAACAGAUAAUCAAGGUUAUUGGGCCAAUCCACGAACUUCUCUUGCGCGUUGCAAACCUCAAGGUGCUCAGGAAAGUACCAUGCCUGGAGUUCCUCUCAAAUGCCGAGAUGGAUGUAGUUUUGCAUUCAUUAGGUGUCCGAAAGUUGAAGCCUGGUGACGUAGUCUAUAGAGCUGGCGAUCCAGCAGACCGACUAUAUAUCAUCCAGAAAGGAUGUGUCACGAAGACUAUUAAGAAUCCCAAGGACGGAAAGGUGGAGGAGGAGAUACUGACCAAAGGUUCCUUUUUCGGCGAGAAUGCCCUAGACAAAUCUCUUCCAAGGUCAACGACGGCGAUAGCUGCACAGAGUGAUCCUGCUUGCAAAACAGUAGAGCUGUAUUACUUGGAUCGCGCCGUUUUGGAGACAAAUCUGGGUCCGCUGAGCGAGCUGAACGAGACACGUAAGAAAGACUUCGAAAAGAAGGGAAUCAUGAAACAGAUAACUUUUGACGAAUUGGAGGAGAUCGGACUUCUUGGCACAGGACUUUUCGGUAAGGUGAAACUGGUUUACAGCAAACGCACAGAAGAAUAUUAUGCUUUGAAAUGUGUAAGAAAAGCACAGGUUAUAAAGAUGCAAGAAGAGGAACAUCUGCGUAAUGAGAAGAUAAACAUGUCCGAGUUAGACUUUCCUUUCAUAACAAAACUUAUUCGAACCUUCAAGGACGAAAAGCAUAUAUAUCUCCUACAGCAAUUAACCGUCGGAAGAGAACUCUUCCUUUUCAUGGAAAAGGUUGGUCGACUUCAGGACUGGGAAGCGGCAUUCUACGCCGGAGGGGUUUUGCUCGCAUUAGAGUAUAUGCAUGGCAAAGGUAUUGCGUAUCGAGACUUGAAGCCUGAAAAUACACUCAUCGGAGAAAAUGGCUAUCCAAUUUUAAUCGACAUGGGGUUUGCGAAGCGAAUUCAUAACCGGAAGACGUUUUCAAUGUGUGGUACUCCGGACUACAUGGCACCCGAAAUCAUCAAAAGACAGGGGCAUGGCAAAGCUGUUGAUUUCUGGGCACUUGGUUGUCUGAUAUUUGAGAUGAUAACCAAUACCAGUCCAUUCAACAAAGGUUCAGAUCCUCCUCAAGUGGUUUUUCAAAAAGUCGUGGAAGGUAAUCUGCGCUUUCCGCCCUACAUGACAACGCAUGCCAUGGAUGUGAUAAGACAGCUGCUCGAUCCGAACCCUGAAACACGACUUGGAUGUCGAGAGAGAGGUUAUGCUGAACUGAAGGAGCACCCGUUCUUCACAACCGAGAUAGACUUUCAGCUACUCAUGCGACAGAAGGAGGAAGCACCGAUGAUUCCCCCGAAGGUUGAGGACUACAGAAGCCUUUGCAUAAUAGAUACCAAUACGGAAGAUGAUUAUGACAAAUUGGAGGUUGUUCCAGCUCACGACAUUUAUUGGGAUGAUAUCUUUUAAAGCAGAUCUUCACCGUGAGAAGCCCUCUUGUUCUUGUAUUGUGAUAUUACCUACAGGAUUGAGUUCUAAAUUCAGCACCUGCGUCAGUUUGAAGGCUGUUUGGACCCCGAGAAAGAUGUCAACAGCAUGUAACGCUAAAAGGAGGCAAGAUUAAAUAGGGGUGAGACGAGAGAGAACGAAAAUGCUUGUGAAGACAGAACUACCUAUGCAGAUCACUAGAAAUGCCGAGCAAGGUCUUAAAGUUGGCCAGUCACACGAUAAACACACUCGACAAGCUCGGCGGGUGAUCUAGAGGCAGUCAUUGUUCAAACCGUUUUGUGAGGAAACAUUUGAGCCAUUCUCUCAGUCAAGCCAGAGCAGAGACUGAUGAGUAGAAAUGUUCAUUAAUGGUUAACUUCCAGAGAAAGGACUUGACGAUCCGAGUUCAAAUCCUUAUAAUAUCCCGCAGCUUUGGAAGGAUAGGUUCACAAGUACGCUGGCAUGCCCGGACAUCUAAAAACUCAAGCGAGAGAGAAAACGCAGACUGGAUGCAGUACAAAAGGGAAGACAAGCAGGCCAACGCCGAUGCAGAGACUCUCUCCGUCGUCACAGAGCAACUCAUUCCUCACUCUGUCCUUGCUGCAGAUGUGUACAUUGCGUUACUGAGGACUGAACGCAAACUCUUGAUAUCAACGGAUUAUAAGACUGUGCAGAUACGAACCCUUUGUAUAGAAAGGUUCGCGCCGUUAUCGAUUAUACGAAAGAGCUGCAAUGGAUACGCCACUCUCAACAUUACAAGC
Marchantia polymorpha subsp. ruderalis is the source of this 4650-nucleotide messenger RNA. Lineage: Eukaryota; Viridiplantae; Streptophyta; Marchantiopsida; Marchantiales; Marchantiaceae. The record is from the annotation of a GenBank genome assembly.